Molecule: messenger RNA, 1641 nt
Organism: Impatiens glandulifera
Lineage: Eukaryota; Viridiplantae; Streptophyta; Magnoliopsida; Ericales; Balsaminaceae
Product: plant cysteine oxidase 4-like
Exons: 6
Coding region: 540-1262 (240 amino acids)
Molecular function (GO): oxidoreductase activity, acting on single donors with incorporation of molecular oxygen, incorporation of two atoms of oxygen
Source: RefSeq, a predicted model, not a curated record
CCGUUUUCAGAAUCAAUCUAUUGAACGGCUUUGUUUCAGCCGAAAGAUCAAUCAUACAAGCAAGAAAGAGCAUCUUCUUCACUCUUUCACUUGUCGUUUCAAUACGUACAACAGUCGUUGUAUCUUGUAUUAUACCUGUUGUUAGCUUCGUCUUUUCCUCUUUCUUCUCCCGUGACUCUUCUUAAUCCCACUGCAUCUUCUUGCGUUAUGCACACAAACAAGGUACGGUGGUGGUUCGACUGACGAAUCUAGCCCAAGGAUUGAUCUAGUUUGAUGCUAAUAUCUUAUCCCCGGUUGGAUUUCGAAGAUAGCAUCUUCUUGAUUCGUAAUCGCGAUCUUGGUUUAGUUUUACGGAAUCUAUGACAGCAUCGAAGGGUCUUCUUUAAUCAGGAAGAAGACCCUUCUUUCCCAGAUUGGUACCUAAGGACAUCCCCGUCUUCCACUUGUCAAGAUUAAUAAAUUUCCUGCAGAGAUAGUAUUUGCCUUUAUCUGGUUCGCUAGUUGCCACAGAGUUCAUUAAUUUUCUCUCUCUUUUGAUUAUGCCGGCUGUGCAAAAGCUUUAUAAUGCUUGUAAGGUCUCACUUUCUCAAAAUGGACCUGUUUCAGAGGAAGGUCUUGAAAAGGUUCGGAGUCUGUUAGAUAAAAUCAAGCCAUCUGAUGUUGGUCUAGAACAGGAGGCACAGUUAGUCCGCUCAUGGAAUGGCCCUAUCCAUGGUAGAAAUGGGACUGAGAGGUCAACUCCACCUAUCAAAUACUUGCACUUACAUGAGUGUGCAGACUUUUCUAUGGGAAUAUUCUGCAUGCCACCUUCCUCUAUUAUACCUCUUCAUAACCAUCCUGGCAUGACAGUGUUAAGCAAGCUUGUAUAUGGUACCUUACAUGUAACAUCUUUCGAUUGGAUAAGCACACCCGAGCCUUCUGAAGAAGCAAAAGGAGCUAGAGCUUCGAAGCUUGUUAAAGAUUGUGAAAUGUCGGCACCUUGUGGGACUACUGUCCUUUAUCCAACAAGUGGAGGCAAUAUACACUGUUUCAAAGCGAUAACACCAUGUGCAAUCUUUGACAUACUCUCUCCCCCUUACUCGUCUGAAGAUGGACGGCAUUGUACUUACUACCGUAGGCUUCCCAAAGGAGAUUGCCCCGAAGGUAAUCUCGAACUGGAUGGUGACAGGGCCUCUGAGGUGACUUGGUUAGAAGAAUUCCAACCUCCCGAUGAUUUCGUGAUUCGUAGAGGGCUGUACAAAGGCCGCGUUAUAAAAACUUGAGACAUCUUUCUCUUUUUUUCUCUAAAUUUUUUGAGGUAUGUUUUGUUGCUUGGUGAUAGGGUUGACAGUGUUUGUUAUAUAUGCAUGAUGAUUGAAUGGAAAAACUGCAGAAUUUGGCACAAUACAUGAUGGAGUUGAAGAACUUGGUUAAGGAUUCAAGAGAGUUGUGGGAAAAUAUUUAUAUAUAUUUGCACAUUGAGAUGAUUCUUGCCUAAUUAGUCAAUCAGACUUUUGUAUAUAGAUAUAUGUAUUUACUACUAUUCUUGCAAUGAAGCUUUAGCUUAUUUGCCAAGUUGUAGUAGCAGCAGCAGUUGAUUUUGCUACUAAUUAUUUUCUAGCUUGUCUUUAAAGACUUAUUAUUUUCAAUAUGAAUCACUUA